GCGGGACGGCGGCGGGGCAGAGCGGCGUCGGCGGCGUGGUGGAAGGGAGCGCGGCUAGCGCGGCGCGGCCCGGCGGCGUGCUGCUGAGGGGCCUAAACCAGUACCAGUCCGCGGUGCGCUGUGGAGAAGCGAGCAGGCGAGCGACCCGCCGCGACCCGUCCUGAGCCCCCCGUCCCCCCCGACCCGACCAGUCCCGUCUAUCGACGUUUCAUUCCUCUGCUCUGCUGCGCGGCGGCAGUGUUCGGUGAAUGAACUCGGCCCUCGAAGCUGAAACCGCGAAAGAAGGCGACCCGCGCAACCCUUUGGGCUCGUGUGUCGACGGGUCCCUGACGGGUCCGGUGUUGGCUUGCCGCCGGCGUGUGUCGCGCAGAGCGUGCAGAGCGAGCGUGCUUUAGCGCCUCGCCCACAGCUGCACCCCAAGUGAGGUUAUGUUGACCGAGUCCGGUUCGGGCUCGCCCCCGUGUUUGUGCUGCUGCUGAGCCGAGCCGAGCGGUGAAGAUGGCGUUCCUCGGGAUCGAGUGGGCGCCGCUCAACAUCCCGCUGCGGCGGCGCCUCCAGACGUUGGCCGUGGCCGCCUGGUUCGUCGCGCUGGUGUUCGGGCCGCUCAUCGGGGCCUUCAUCACCGUCUACACCAUCCUCUACACCCGCUUCUGGUGGCUCACCAUCGCCUACGUGGUGUACGUCUACUAUGACGACGCCUGCCUCACCGGAACUCGUUGGUGCGACUGGUGGCGGAGCAUCGCCUGGUGGCGCUACUACGCGGCCUACUUCCCGCACUCGCUGGUGAACACGGCCCCCCCGCUGGACCCCAAGCGCAACUACCUGUUCUGCAUCUACCCGCACGGCGUCCUGUCCACCGGCGUCUUUUCGGCCUUCUGCACCAACGCCCUGGACGUGGACAAGGUGUACCCGGACCACAAGAUGCACCUCCUCAGCCUUCACCAGCACUUCUACUCCCCCUUCUCGAGGGAGGUGGGCAUCAGCCUGGGCGCGCUGUCCGCUGCCCCGGAGGCCAUCAGCAACCACCUGAGCAUCCCGACGGGCGGCCACAUCAUCGGGCUGGUGGUGGGCGGCGCCGCCGAGGCGCUGCUCUCGCGCCCCGACAUGUACCGCAUCCUCAUCAAGAAGAGGAAGGGCUUCUGCAAGAUGGCGCUCAGACACGGGUCCCCGCUGGUGCCGGUCUUCUCCUUCGGCGAGCACGUGGUCUAUGAGCAGGUGCAAGGCGAGACCGACUCCAAGUUCUACCGCUUCCAGGAGAUGCUCCGGAAGCACAUCGGCAUGGCGCCCGUCAUCAUUCGCGGCCGCGGCAUGUUCCAGUACACCUUCGGCCUGCUGCCUCACCGCAAACCCGUCACCGUUGUCGUGGGGAAGCCCAUCGAUGUCCAGGCCGUGCCCAACCCGACUUCAGAGCAGAUCGAGGAGUUGCACGCCCGCUUCUGCGUCGCGUUGAGGGCGCUGUAUGACGAGCACAAGCACAAGUACAACGGCGGAGUCGACAUUCCCCUCGUGUUCGAGUGAAGCGGCCCACCAAAGAUACGUAAAUUAAUUUUGCUCAAAACCAUACACGAGUGAUAUCAGAGAAGAACGCAACACCCUCUGCCAUUUGCUGCGUACUUCAGUUCUAGAGUAACCAUUACUGUGUCCAUUCCUACGUAUUAUUAAGACUCUACAACUGCUGCAAGAAAGCAGCAUGAAAUGGUUGUGAUGAGACUACGGUGUGAUAAAUUUAAUUUAAGAGCAGUACCAGAAGCCACGAACUCCAACUUGGUGCAAGUGGUUUUAGAUGUAUUAGCAAUAAGUAUUAAGGUUUAGUGAUUCGUUGUGAAAAAAAUAGACUGCUGGAUAUGGUUUCCCCUUUUUUAUGUACUUUAUUGUUGAUCUGUUUUGUUUGGUGUUCUAUUUAUACUAGCUCAACUUAUUAAAAAAAAGUAUUUUCCCAA
This is a messenger RNA of Frankliniella occidentalis (western flower thrips), 1940 nucleotides long. RefSeq names its product 2-acylglycerol O-acyltransferase 2-like. Bases 499 to 1518 code for a protein of 339 amino acids. Lineage: Eukaryota; Metazoa; Arthropoda; Insecta; Thysanoptera; Thripidae. Gene Ontology annotation, molecular function: diacylglycerol O-acyltransferase activity. The transcript is spliced from 6 exons. The record is from RefSeq and is a predicted model, not a curated record. Gene Ontology annotation, cellular component: endoplasmic reticulum membrane. Gene Ontology annotation, biological process: triglyceride biosynthetic process.